Molecule: messenger RNA, 620 nt
Organism: Drosophila albomicans
Lineage: Eukaryota; Metazoa; Arthropoda; Insecta; Diptera; Drosophilidae
Exons: 4
Coding region: 97-555 (152 amino acids)
Source: RefSeq, a predicted model, not a curated record
AUAAUUUCAGCAUGCUUCGUUGAUAAAAUCACAUCCGUUUUACAAAUUCAAAGUUUUUAAAUAAAUUUUUAAAGAAAAAAGAAAAAAAAAGAGAUUAUGAUUCUAUUAAGAAAACUUUUGAGUUAUUUUAGUCUAAAAUGGGGUAUACUAUUAAUCGCUGUGAUCGAUAUUGUAAUAUGUGUAGUAGGACUUUACGACACAGAAAAACUAGACAACGAAGCUUGGUAUUAUUGUAUGCUUUCAGCUUAUAGUUCCCAUAUUACGGGCUGCAGCCUGCUAAUCAUUGCGGUUUUUCUGAACAAAAGAAUAUUAGUCCUAUUGUAUUUGGUUACGAUCAUUAUUCGACUCAUUUACACCUCUGCUAUUUUUAUAUGGAUGAACGUAACGCACUCAUAUCGUCCUACUCUAUGCAUCUUAGAAUAUUUAAUUCUGACAGUCAGCCUUUAUUUUUGGUUCUGCGCAUACUCUUGGUACAAAGCUCUCGGUAUAGAGUCAUCACUGGAGGCAGAAUCAGCAUCAAGCUCGCAAAAAGGCAAUAACACACAGGCAACUUGACAAGAAUAUAUAAAUCUAUUUUUAAUAACUGUAUAAAUGCAAUCUUUUAAAUGAAAUAAAAGUGG